Messenger RNA from Pedinophyceae sp. YPF-701, 684 nucleotides. The record is from the annotation of a GenBank genome assembly. NCBI's taxonomy places the organism in Eukaryota, Viridiplantae, Chlorophyta, Pedinophyceae.
AUGCCGGUGCAACAGCGGGGGCCCCGGGCCGCAGGAGGGUUCGCGGCCACGUGCGCCCUGGCCGCGGGCACGCUGUACUGGUACAAGACGGAGCGGGAGCGCAUUCUCCGGCAGCGAAUUGAGAAGUCGGGUGGCAAGACUGUGGGCAAGGCGCUGAUCGGGGGGCCGUUCGAGCUGGUCGACAGCCGGGACGGGAAGACGCCGUUCUCGGACAGGGACCUGUUGGGGGAGUUCUCGCUGCUGUACUUCGGGUUCACGCACUGCCCGGACAUCUGCCCCGACGAGCUGGAGAAGAUCUGCGAGGCGGCGAACCUGGUGGAGCGGCAGGUGGGCGUCAAGGUGCAGCUGGUGUUCAUCACGAUCGACCCGCAGCGGGACCACGCGAAGCAGGUCAAGGCGUACUGCGAGGAGUUCCACCCGCGUCUGAUCGGGCUCACGGGGAACGAGGAGGCCGUCGCGCGCGCCUGCCGCGCGUACCGCGUGUACCACCACCGCACCAACGACGACCCCAAGGACUACCUCGUCGACCACUCCAUCAUCACCUACUGCCUCGACCCGCAGGGGUCCUUCCUGGCGUUCUACGGAAAGAACAGCACGAAGGAGGACGUGGCCAAGUCGCUCGUGGAGCUCAUCCAGGCGUACGCGAAGGACCACCCGGAGUACACCGUGCCGAAGCCGGCGUGA